Molecule: messenger RNA, 1232 nt
Organism: Nymphalis io (European peacock)
Lineage: Eukaryota; Metazoa; Arthropoda; Insecta; Lepidoptera; Nymphalidae
Product: leucine-rich repeat-containing protein 1-like
Exons: 6
Coding region: 70-1173 (367 amino acids)
Molecular function (GO): protein binding
Source: RefSeq, a predicted model, not a curated record
AAUGUCACUAAUAUUUUUCAAACGCAAUAGUCAACAUUCAACAGCAAUGUAAUCAAAAAUAAACGCAAAAUGAGUGCAAUUUUAAAAUUCAUCCGUGAGAAUCAUAUCCUGGCGGUAAUAGAACAGGCUAUCGCAGAAAAGAAAUCUCGGGUCAUUUUAAAUUCAUUCGAAAUAACAGAUAUACCACCUCUUUUAUACACUUGCACUCACAUCGAAUAUCUUUAUUUACACACCAAUGAAUUGACUGAGAUCCCAGUACAAAUCACCCAACUCUUAAACUUGACUACGUUGACUCUGGAUUAUAACAACAUAAGUGUUUUACCGCCUGAAAUUGGAAAUUUAAAAAAUCUAAUAAAUCUCAACAUAAGCUACAACCCGCUAAAGGAAUUGGCCCCAGAGAUUGGUGAAUUGGAAAGUUUGGAAGCAUUCUGGUGCAACAGGACGGGCUUGGUGGAAAUACCGAAGGAGAUCGGCAAAUUAACGAAAUUAGACACAUUCGGUGCUCGAGGUAAUGAAUUGAAAUCUAUUCCGGAAGAGAUGACGAGAUUAACAAAAUUGAGAUGGCUCACCCUUGAAUUUAAUGAAAUAGAAAGUCUACCACCCAACAUGGAUAGAAUGGACAGUCUCGUCCACUGUAACUUUAAGCACAACAGAAUAAAGGAGUUCCCGACGUCUUUGCUCAAAUGCAGUAACCUCAUGUAUUUACAACUUAGUUACAAUCAGAUUACCAAUCUUCCGCCGGAUUUUAUCGCAAGCUUGCUGCCUGUGCUGGAGACGGUUGACCUGAGAUACAAUCCGAUAUCAAACGUGACUAAUAAUGACAGUGGCCAAAUACGAUACUCAGAAGACCAGCUCCGUAAUGAUAACGCAGAUAUGGGUACUCCUUCGUCCAGUCGAUACGCGACGCAGGCGCUCGCUAUAAAUGCGACGGCUCUGCGGCUUCCGGCCGUACCAGCUCCGAGACACCCAGACCCUGUCAUAGUAGAUGAAAUGGAUCUUGAUGCGUCGUCGAUAGAUUCGUCCGAGGACUGGGAGAACAGCGUGGACAGCUCAGACCUGGAUGUUCAGUACCAGAACGAAGACGAUCGAGCCGUUAAUGAGCUUGCGCAAUUCUUACAGGCCAUCGGUAUGGUGUUGCCAGAGCUGUCACGUUACGCGUCAACUGCAAGCUAAAUUAUUGUAUCGGGCAACUCUGUUUACAAUUCAAUUUCACACUGAAAACAUUGGACUUA